AUGUACGCGCCUGUUAACUUGGAUGCUGCAAAGCAAGAAGAAGAGGAAGAAGAAGAGGAGAAGAAAUUGCAGGAGAAACAAGAACUAAAACUCAACUUGUUAUCGACAUCCUUUUCUUUUUCUUCUAGUUUAUCUUUUACGAAACGCAUGUUGAUUCUAUCAAGCCUUGUAGUCUUUGGUCUAAUUAGUGGUCUAUUACUCUUUCAAUUCGUAUGCAGCGAUAAGUUUGACCACAUUGUGCAUUGGUUACGACUGCAUCAAGUGCUCGGUGCUGCUCUUUAUGUCUGCAGUUUUAUAUUCUUUGUGGCAGUUUGUUUCCCAUCGACAGUUUUUGAGUUACUAGCUGGCUAUAUAUUUGGCUUUUGGCUAGGACUAUUCCUUGCUACUACAGGUAAACUAAUGGGUUCUGUAGUUUCGUACUGUAUUGGCAAGUAUUUCUGGCGACAACGGGUACAUGAAUACAUGGUACGAGGCCAUCCAGCAUUGCAGGGAUUUCAGAGUCUCCUACGAAAACGACAGGUGCUGGUGGUUUUCCUUACGCGUGUGGCUUUUUUUCCCAUUGCAGUCAAGAAUUAUGGACUUAGUGUACUUGACGUUACCUUCCACGUGUAUUUUGCGGCGGCAUUAUUAACAGGACUCCCGUUCUCAGCUAUUUGGGUUUACUCAGGGCACGCAGUUGAGAAUUUCACGGUGCUCUUGGCCACUCCAACGGCCUCAAGACACCGCACCGAGAUGGUCUUGUUGCUUGUGGGAGUGGGCAGUGCCUUGCUACUACUAGCCGUGGUGGGGCUGUACACCCGCAAGUACGUGCUAGGACUUGCGGAGAAGGAAAACGAGACAGGAAUUGCAACAGCGGCGCCCACAACAUCGGGCGUUUCCAAGAUAGACGGAUUCACGUCCUUUGCUGCGGUUGCAGCCACGACGAGAGAGCAGAAGUCGUGUUAG
Molecule: messenger RNA, 945 nt
Organism: Peronospora belbahrii
Lineage: Eukaryota; Oomycota; Peronosporomycetes; Peronosporales; Peronosporaceae
Source: the annotation of a GenBank genome assembly